Messenger RNA from Apus apus (common swift), 2504 nucleotides. RefSeq names its product magnesium transporter 1 (gene MAGT1). Gene Ontology annotation, cellular component: oligosaccharyltransferase complex. The coding region runs from base 7 to 1023 and encodes 338 amino acids. The record is from RefSeq and is a predicted model, not a curated record. The transcript has 10 exons. NCBI's taxonomy places the organism in Eukaryota, Metazoa, Chordata, Aves, Apodiformes, Apodidae.
CCGCCAAUGGGCGCGAUCCGGCGGAGCGGGGCGGUGAUGGCGGCGCUGCCGGUGCUGGCGCUGCUGGCGCUGCUGGCCUGGGGCGGGCCCGGGGCCGCGGGGCAGAAGCGGAAGGAGAUGGUCUUAUCAGAAAAAGUGAACCAGCUGAUGGAGUGGGCUAGUAAAAGAUCAGUUAUUCGAAUGAAUGGAGACAAAUUUCGACGCCUCGUGAAGGCACCACCCAGAAAUUACUCGGUGAUUGUGAUGUUCACUGCUCUUCAGCCUCACAGACAGUGUGUUGUGUGCAAGCAAGCUGAUGAGGAAUACCAGAUUCUGGCAAACUCCUGGCGAUAUUCCAGUGCAUUUACCAACAAGAUUUUUUUUGCUAUGGUUGAUUUUGAUGAAGGCUCAGAUGUAUUUCAGAUGCUAAACAUGAAUUCUGCUCCAACCUUCAUUAACUUCCCUGCCAAGGGGAAGCCUAAGAGGGGUGACACGUACGAGCUCCAGGUGCGCGGCUUUGCAGCCGAGCAGCUUGCUCGCUGGGUGGCUGACAGGACAGAUGUCAAUAUUCGUGUGAUAAGGCCACCAAACUAUGCAGGACCAUUGAUGUUAGGAUUGCUGCUGGCUGUCAUUGGAGGCCUCGUCUAUUUGCGUGGAAGCAAUCUGGAUUUUCUGUAUAACAAGACUGGCUGGGCAUUUGCUGCUUUGUGUUUUGUGUUAGCAAUGACAUCAGGCCAGAUGUGGAACCACAUUAGGGGUCCACCCUAUGCUCAUAAGAAUCCCCACACAGGACAAGUGAACUAUAUCCAUGGAAGCAGCCAAGCCCAAUUUGUGGCAGAAACGCACAUUGUUCUUCUGUUUAAUGGUGGUGUUACUUUAGGAAUGGUACUCCUCCAUGAAGCUGCUACUUCUGACAUGGAUGUGGGGAAAAGAAAAAUCAUGUGUAUUGCUGGCAUUGGCUUGGUGGUGUUGUUCUUCAGCUGGUUGCUGUCCGUCUUCAGAUCUAAAUACCAUGGCUACCCAUACAGUUUCCUAAUGAGUUAAAGGAUUCCAGAUUCUGUAACAUCAGAAGGGUGGUGACUCUGAAAUUGCAUGUAAUGGAAUGGAAGAGCUAAAGAUGUAUGGUUCGUGCUACCUCUUUAUGCUGAACGAGAUAGUUAAAGACUGAACCAAAGAUAAUGUGUAGUGCCUUAAAUGUAACAAUUUGCUCUGAAGGACACAGAGUAUUAAGAUGCAAUCUCGUUUUCAUAAGCUUUACAUCUUAAACAACAACUAUUGAAAUUCAGAAAUUAAUGCUUAGAACUACAUUUCUGUAGACUAACUAGAAACAGUACUUUAAAUUCAGUUGGAUAAUCAGUUUUCUGUAUGUUUCUUUUUCCCCUCAAAUAUUUAUCACUUUGUUUCCUGUUUGUGCCCAGCAGGUUACCAUAGCUUCUCUGUCAUGCCUUUUCAUGGUUUAGAAAACAUCUUCAUGUACCUGGAAAUCUUUUCCUUCACUCUGUAUGUGACCCCUGGACCAUACUCCAAAUUCUAGUGUGGAAUGUGUGUGUACUAGAGCUUUUGAGAAGGGUGCUUAAUUGCUGUAUGAUGCAGGAGGUUGUUUCACAGGUUAAGGAAGAAUUUCCAACAGGUAGAACUGAGUUUUGAAUUAAUUUAUACAUAAAAACAUUUAUUUGCCAAAUGCUGAAACUGCAACAUUUAAGUUGUAAACAUUGUCUCAGAGCAGAAAAAAAUAUACUGACCAGUGCUAAUACUCUCAAAAAUACAAACCAAAACUACAAAUGUAGUAUGAAUUAAACAAAGGUUACUAACUGGCUUUCAAGUUACUGCUCAAAGCCCUGACAAACCAACAGGUAUCAGAUUUUUGGUCACUAUGUAAGUUCUUGCAUUCUCCUUUUAUUUUCCCCAAGUUAUUAUUCUUGGGGGGAAUAUGGAAGUGGGAAAAGACAUCUAAUUAAUCCCAGGAUAAAUAUUAUUACCGCAGGGAAGAUCUGUUAGCCUUACAAUUGAAUGCAUGAGCUUUUUACUCUCUCCUUUUUUCCUCUCAUCUCCCAAAGAUGCUUUGCCUUAAGGAUUCUUAAGUAGAAGUCGUUGCACCUCAGCCCAAACUGUUGUGUAGUUCAGCACCUGAACUACAGGAACCCUUUGCAGUCUGAUUCACUAAUGCUUCCUUCUGUAGGCUGUGCUGGCCUAGGAGGUUACUAGUUGGAGGAAAAUACAAUGAGACUUUGUCUCCUGCUCCUGCCUUUCCCCUGACUCAAGGGGUUACAGAAUUUGGAUGCUUUAGAUUGAAGCUUGGAAAGGACUGUAUCAUUCAAAGUAGAAUGUUAUUCUUACGCAAUUUUGCUAAAUUAACAGACAUCUCAAGUGCCUUAACUUCACUAAUUUAGUUGUUUGAUGUUUCCGCUUGUUGAGAUGCAUUUUUUUCUAUGCCGUACAGAACGACGAGACCUUAGUAGAAUGGAUAAAUUGUGUGUCUGGCUGGAUUUUGGACAAGUUUCAAUAAAAUUUUGUAGUCUAAUCCA